Messenger RNA from Arachis duranensis, 975 nucleotides. RefSeq lists its product as uncharacterized. NCBI's taxonomy places the organism in Eukaryota, Viridiplantae, Streptophyta, Magnoliopsida, Fabales, Fabaceae. The coding region runs from base 1 to 975 and encodes 324 amino acids. The transcript is spliced from 3 exons. The record is from RefSeq and is a predicted model, not a curated record. Gene Ontology annotation, molecular function: nucleic acid binding; RNA-DNA hybrid ribonuclease activity.
AUGGAAUUCGUUUGGAAAGAUGGUCAAUGGAAUCUCCAUGAUAUUUUCUCUAUCAUUCCAGAAGAUGUCAAACAGCGUUUGAAUGCUUAUAAUCCGGAUUUGAAUGCUGGAGAGAGUUCGGGUUGGUCGUGGGGUAUGGCAUCUUCUAGACUCUACUCAGCUAGGAGUGGGUACAGUUCGCUAGCCAAAAGAAAGUUUGACUGGAAUGAGCAUGAUAAUUGGUUGUGGCUUUAUCUAGCACCUGUCAUCGGUGUCAGAAUAGUUUUGAAUCCAUUCUUCAUUGUCUUCGGGAGUGCCCUAGUGCCAAGGAGAGGUGCAAGGAGUGGAGAUGCUUUUCUUUUCUUUUCGACUAUCUGGUGGAUUUGGAGAAGCAGAAAUCAUGACUUAUUUAAUAUAGAUGAUUCAUGGAGUGCUAGUAAAGUGGUGAGUUUGAUUCGUAGUUCAGUAAGGGAGUUUCACACUAUUUUUGCUAUGCAUCAAUCUCUGUCUCCUCCUUCACUUUGUUUGCAUUGGGUUCCACCUCCAGUUCAUUCUGUUAAAUUGAAUUGUGAUGCUAGUUGGUUUGCUCCUUCUGGCUAUACUGGUUUUGGUUGUAUUAUUCGCAAUCCUGAUGGAUGUUGGUUGAAAGGUUGCACUGGAAAAGUCAAAGUGUGCAGUGUUCUUUUUGCUGAAUUGUAUGCAAUUUGGAGAGAUUUACUUCUUGCUUGGGAGAGUGGAUUUCGUGAGGUUAUUUGUGAAACAGAUUGUUUAGAAGCUCUUUUCUUGGUAAACCAAAGAAUGCUUAGUAAGGAUAUUCUGGAAUGGGAUUUGGCAAAGCAUAUUCAGGAGGUUAUGAAUUGGAAUUGGAGAGUCUCUAUUCUUUUAAUUCAGAUGACUGCAAAUAUAGUGUUGCAGAUUGUAUGGCUAAAGCAGCUGCUUCUGUCGCGGACAUUCACUCGAAUUGGAGCCAACCAUGGAGUGAGCUUCAACAUCUAA